Diceros bicornis minor is the source of this 2257-nucleotide messenger RNA. RefSeq names its product mitochondrial fission factor (gene MFF). Gene Ontology annotation, cellular component: peroxisome; mitochondrial outer membrane. Gene Ontology annotation, biological process: positive regulation of mitochondrial fission. The transcript has 13 exons. Bases 553 to 1536 code for a protein of 327 amino acids. The record is from RefSeq and is a predicted model, not a curated record. NCBI's taxonomy places the organism in Eukaryota, Metazoa, Chordata, Mammalia, Perissodactyla, Rhinocerotidae.
GUCUCUCCGGCCCGCUGCGGGCCGCUCCGGCGGGUGCCUUGCCCGGGCGCCUCUGUCCGCUCCGUCAACGGCCUCUGAGAGCGCCCACCCGAGCGCCCCGGGAGCCAGCGGGCGGCAGCCCUCGCCGAGGACCCUCCAGCGGGCCCAGGGGGACAUAAGUGGCUCUAAAUCCAGCACAUGCACAUUGAAGCAAGUUAAAGGAUUUAAUAUGAAGCACAGAAGCAGAUAGUGCCAAACAGCAAGCAGUACUUGGUACACAUUUCUGGAAAAGCAGUGUCCGUGUUGUUAUGUACACCUCCAAAAAAGUUCAGAUCUGUAGGGGAAUUGUUGUGUAAAGUAAACUGAACUACAGGGUAGCAGUAUUUUAAUAGCUAUUAUAGACGUGUAUUUACUGUAUUAAACAUGAGUAACAGAACAAGCAUUGACACACCAUUAGGAAGCAUUUUCUAUUUUGGAGCAACUUUCUUUCUACUGCGUUUCCCUGGAGCAUGGAUCCUUCUCUAAUUUAGAAGAGUGAGUGGGGCAGCAUUUCCUUCUCCUACUGCUGCUGAGAUGGCGGAAAUUAGUCGAAUUCAGUAUGAAAUGGAAUACACCGAAGGUAUUAGUCAGCGAAUGAGGGUCCCGGAAAAAUUAAAGGUAGCACCACCCAAUGCUGACCUGGAACAGGAAUUCCAAGAAGGAGUUCCGAAUGCUAGUGUGGUUAUGCAGGUUCCAGAGAGGAUUGUUGUAGCAGGAAAUAAUGAAGACAUUCCAUUUUCAAGACCAGCAGAUCUUGACCUUAUUCAGUCAACUCCUUUUAAAUCUCUGGCGCUGAAAACACCGCCUCGUGUGCUUACGCUAAGUGAAAGACCACUAGAUUUUCUGGAUUUAGAAAGACCUCCUCCAACCCCUCAAAAUGAAGAAGUCCGUGCAGUUGGCAGGCUAAAAAGAGAGCGUUCUAUGAGUGAGAAUGCCGUUCGCCAGAACGGACAGCUGGUCAGAACCGACUCCAUGUGGCACAGAUCAGAUUCUGCCCCAAGAAAUAAAAUUUCAAGGUUCCAGGCACCGAUUUCUGCACCGGAGUACACUGUGACACCGUCGCCACAACAGGUUCGGGUCUGUCCUCCCCAUAUGUUACCUGAAGAUGGAGCUAACCUUUCCUCUGCUCGUGGCAUUUUGUCGCUUAUCCAGUCUUCUACUCGUAGGGCUUACCAGCAGAUCUUGGAUGUGCUGGAGGAAAAUCGCAGUGUGAGAAGACAAAAUGAAAUACGUUGUGAAAGACCUGUGUUGCGUGGUGGGUCUGCUGCCGCCACUUCUAAUCCUCAUCAUGACAACGUCAGGUAUGGCAUUUCAAAUGUAGACACAACAGUUGAAGCAACUUCAGAUGACAUGACUGUUGUAGAUGCAGCUUCAUUAAGACGACAGAUAAUCAAACUAAAUAGACGUCUACAGCUUCUGGAAGAGGAGAACAAAGAACGUGCUAAGAGAGAGAUGGUCGUGUAUUCCAUCACUGUGGCGCUCUGGCUGCUUAAUAGCUGGCUCUGGUUUCGCCGCUAGAUGUAACCUCAGCUCUCGAAAACAUUGUCUCAACUGGACAUAUAAAGAAUUUGCAAACCUCUUUGUUUCUGUCUUUGCAUUGUAUGCCGUUUUAUAGUCCGUGCCCUGAAAGUGUAUUUCUUCCAGAAAGGAGGGGGGGACUUGAAUUUGCAGAAGUAAAGGUAUAUUCUGACACUCAGCUGUAUUCACUUUUAACCAGUUCUGCAGUAACACCUACUUAAUAUUCUCCCUUUGCAUGUUUUGUAAGUAGGCUCUAGUUUGGGGUUUUUUUGAGGAAUUAAUUUUUUGCCUCAUCAGUCUGUACAACUGAUUCUCUGAAUGGGAGAGAGAGUGCAUAGAGAACAGACUUAGAAAAGUAUCUGUAAAAGAAAAAUAAUACUUUAUUUUGUCCUAUUUCUCAAACUAUUAAAUAAUUUUGUUAAUAGACAUUUUUGCAUCCACAUUUUAUCAUUAACACUUCUGAAGUCAUGGUCUGGUGUCAUAUUUAAUAAAAUCAAGCCACUUCAUGUUUCAUGAUCACCUUCAUUAAAAUAAUUCCUAACGUUUUCAGCAGUUUAUCUAAUAUUUGUGUAAAAUGUGCAUUCUUAUUUUUAUUUUAGUUUUGCAGAUGGUUUUCUAUAAAGUAUGUUUUUACUAAUUCCAUGUGUGAAUGAUUUAAAAAACUAUGGAGUAAGGUAGUAUUUAAUAAACUGUCAACCAAAGCAAUAUUUGUCUAUCAAAA